Triticum dicoccoides is the source of this 1754-nucleotide messenger RNA. RefSeq lists its product as uncharacterized. The transcript has 2 exons. Bases 1 to 1440 code for a protein of 479 amino acids. Gene Ontology annotation, molecular function: protein N-terminal-serine acetyltransferase activity; protein-N-terminal-glutamate acetyltransferase activity. Lineage: Eukaryota; Viridiplantae; Streptophyta; Magnoliopsida; Poales; Poaceae. Gene Ontology annotation, biological process: N-terminal protein amino acid acetylation. The record is from RefSeq and is a predicted model, not a curated record. Gene Ontology annotation, cellular component: NatA complex.
AUGAAGAAGUUGGCCGACGAAGCCGAAGCCAUCCGGUCCCAGCACGAGGCCGCCCUGAAGACCCAGGAGGAGGACCUUGCCGAGCGCGAGGAGAAGCUUGUCGCCACGCUCUGCGACAAGGACGAAGAGGUGGACAAGCUCGUCCUGCAUCGGACCAAAGAGCUGGAGCGGAGGCAUCAGGAGGCACUCAACGCCCUGGCUCAGGACCAUGCCGACAAGGUGAAGGAGCUGGAGGAGCAAGCUCUGAAGUUGGCCCAGGAGAAGCACAGGCUCAACGGUGCUCUGACGGUGGCACAGGGCAAGGUCAUCAGCAAGUCUGGAGAGCUCUCUGAGGCCAACAUCUCCAUCAAAGACCUCAAGCUGAAGCUGGGAGAGCUCGAGGAGACGCUGUCGGGGGCCAUGACCCGGGAGGGGAUCCUGACCAAGGAGCUGGAGACGGAGAAGCAGCUGCUGAUGAACGAGACCACCAACUUUAAGGACUACAAGGCGGGCAAGAAACGCUGGCUCGGGCGCCUUGCUGCCGUUGCAAACUCGGCCGCCGAUCAGCUGGCCAUUAUCGGGAUGCCGGGGAUGGGGUAUGCCCCAGAAGCGAGCCUGGGCCCUGAAGGAAUAUGCCCUAGAGCUUGCGCCACUGGACGCAGCACCACCACAACCGAGCCAGCCACAUCUCGCCAGAGGCAGACGCCGAGCACCACUGCCCCGACAGCCUCCCGCGCCUCCGCCACAGGCCCGCCUUGCAGGCCACUUGCGGCCAUGGACCAGGUCUUCGGCGCCGAGUACGUCUUCCUCCACGUCCAUCGCUCCAACCGCGCCGGCUUGAACCUCUACACCUCCACCCUCGGCUACCAGAUCCACGACAUCGAGGCCAAGUACUAUGCUGACAGCGAGGACGCCUACGACAUGCGCAAGAUGCUGCGUCAGCCCGUGCCCAAGAAGCACCACCGCAACCACACCGGCCGCGGCUGCUGCUCCCACGAAUCCCCUACUGCCGCGGCUGCCGGCUCGUCCCCGACUUCCCCUUCGCCGGAGAAGAAGGCCGACGAACGCGAAGUCUCCAAUCACCGCUGCCAGAUCUGGCGAGCAACCGAGCCACCACUGCAAACCGACCAUGUAGCCCCCGUCGGCCACCCACCCACCAGAGAGGGGCUCCGCCACCACGGCAUGGGGACGCUGCUCCCCGCCACCGCGCGCUGGGCCCUCCGCCGCAGGCCCGACCGAGGCAAGUGGGCCGCGGCUGGACGAGGCGCUUACCCUCCUUGCAGUCAACGCGAGCCGCGAGCAGAGGAAGCAGCGAGGAUGAGCAGUGCGGGGUCGGCCGGACUUGGAAGGGAAGCAUGCCUGGCGCAGGUGGCGAGGCUGUGGACGUCCAAAUCGGGACGGAUCCGAGGCUGUUGGUCGGGGGCGAGGCUGCUGGACGUCCGGAGCAUGGGCGGCGGCUGAGCAGGAGGCUAGAUCGAACGACGAUGGAGGAGCUCCAAAAUCUGAUGGUUCCUCACCGACAGAAGGGGUUGCUUCCCUGGAUAUAGAAGAAAAGAAGGUAGAGCAUCGGGUGGAUGGAGAAGAAGAGGAGGAAGCAUGGCGUGUUCUGGAUAAGGGGGCACGUAGUGGGAAGUGGGCGGUGGCUUGUUGUCGCUAGAUGAUGUGCUGGACCCGAAGCUGCUGGAUGCUAUGUAUGCACCAAUUUACAAUUUUUUUUGGAUGAACAUCCAUUAUAAUUACUUCCUCAUUAAAGAAAUAUAAACAUUCUUAUAUUU